This is a messenger RNA of Kickxella alabastrina, 1180 nucleotides long. Its product is annotated as chorismate mutase. Gene Ontology annotation, biological process: aromatic amino acid biosynthetic process; chorismate metabolic process. The record is from RefSeq and is a predicted model, not a curated record. NCBI's taxonomy places the organism in Eukaryota, Fungi, Kickxellomycota, Kickxellomycetes, Kickxellales, Kickxellaceae. The coding region runs from base 114 to 962 and encodes 282 amino acids. The transcript has a single exon. Gene Ontology annotation, cellular component: cytoplasm. Gene Ontology annotation, molecular function: chorismate mutase activity.
GUUACUUUUUUUGGUUUCUUCUUUGUUACUAGACAUUGCCUAUUGUAUUUUGGUAUAUUUUUUUACAACUGUCGUUUAUAUAUACUUAUUUAUCAUUUUACCCGCUUUUUACCAUGUCGAGAAACCUAUUGAUACUUGGGGCCGCGCCCAACCUCAGCGAGCUGCGCAACACACUCGUGCGCCUGGAGGACACCAUUAUAUUCGCGCUGAUCGAGCGCUCCCAGUUCAAGCACAACAACAGCAUCUAUAAGGCUAACAAAAUGAACUUUCGGGAUGGAUACACGGGCUCCUUCCUCUCAUGGUUUUUGAAAGAGGUCGAGUCGGUCCACGCCAAGGUCCGGCGCUACCAGAGUCCUGACGAGUACCCCUUCACCAACAACCUGCCCGAGCCCGUGUUGCCGCCCCUUGAAUACCCGCCUGUGCUUGUCGACCCGCAGGAGAUUAACAUUAACGAUGAGAUAUUCGACGUGUACGUCAACACUGUUAUUCCCGGGAUUACCGCUCAGGGAGACGACACAAACUACGGCAGUUCGGCGACCAGGGAUAUCGAGUGCCUGCAGGCGCUCUCGCGCCGCAUUCACUAUGGAAAGUUUGUUGCCGAGUCAAAGUUCCAGGACCCAGACUGCCACGACGAGUACGUCAGGCUAAUCAAGGAGAAAAACAGGGAUCGAUUGAUGGAGCUUCUGACCAACAGUCGAGUCGAGGAGUUGCUCCUUAAGCGCUUGAAGGCCAAGGCGCUCAUUUAUGGACAGGACUUGUCUUCAGCCGGGCUGGAUGGCAAUGGCAACAUCAACGGCAGCAGCCAGCCGCUAAUUGGACUGCGCUCGUCGCCGUCGGAUGCUGCGGAGGAAAAAACAAAGUCACGAGUUGACUAUGACCUUGUUGUGUCGCUGUACCGUGACUACGUCAUCCCGCUGACAAAAGAGGUUGAGAUCGAGUAUCUGCUGCACCGCCUUGACUAGGGCUGGCACGGUUGAAUUACAAAAAUCAAACUGGCCACUGUAAUUAUCAUUUGUGGACAUGUGUGAAUUUAUAAGUGCAUUUAUUAAUUUAUUUUGGCUUUUAAUUUUGAUAAAUGCAAAAAACGAGUGUAGUUUUCUAACACACACGGAAGUACGUUGUUUUUGGAUGGUGUCUGACAAGACUGUCAAAAACACCCUAUGUCAAGUGCAUGGUUCAG